UCUUCCCCCGCCCGGGCCGGCCCGGGGCUCAUGCGGGCCGAGCCCCGCCCCCCGCCCGUCGCCUGAGCCCGCGCCCGCCCGCACCAUGCUCAAGUGCAUCCCGCUGUGGCGCUGCAACCGGCACGUGGAGUCGGUGGACAAGCGGCACUGCUCGCUGCAGGCCGUGCCCGAGGAGAUCUACCGCUACAGCCGCAGCCUGGAGGAGCUACUCCUCGACGCCAACCAGCUGCGUGAGCUGCCCAAGCCCUUCUUUCGGCUGCUGAACCUGCGCAAGCUGGGCCUGAGUGACAACGAGAUCCAGCGCUUGCCCCCCGAGGUGGCCAACUUCAUGCAACUGGUGGAGCUGGACGUGUCUCGGAACGACAUCCCUGAGAUCCCCGAGAGCAUCAAGUUCUGUAAAGCUCUGGAGAUUGCAGACUUCAGUGGAAAUCCUUUGUCCAGGCUCCCUGAAGGUUUCACUCAGCUGCGCAGCCUGGCUCAUCUGGCCCUGAAUGAUGUGUCCUUGCAGGCGCUGCCUGGGGAUGUGGGCAAUCUCGCCAACCUGGUGACCCUGGAGCUCCGGGAGAAUCUGCUCAAGUCCUUGCCUGCGUCCUUGUCUUUCCUGGUCAAGCUGGAACAGCUGGAUCUGGGAGGCAACGAUCUGGAAGUGCUGCCCGACACCCUGGGGGCCCUGCCCAACCUGCGUGAGCUGUGGCUGGACCGGAACCAGCUGUCGGCCCUGCCCCCGGAACUUGGGAAUCUGCGGCGCCUGGUGUGCCUGGAUGUGUCAGAGAACCGGCUGGAGGAGCUGCCUGUGGAACUCGGGGGGCUGGUGCUGCUCACCGACCUGCUGCUUUCCCAGAACUUGCUGCAGCGGCUUCCUGACGGCAUUGGUCAGCUGAAGCAGUUGUCCAUCUUGAAGGUAGACCAGAAUCGCCUCUGCGAGGUGACGGAGGCCAUUGGGGACUGUGAGAACUUGUCAGAGCUGGUCCUCACGGAGAACCUGCUGACGGCCCUGCCCCGCUCCUUGGGGAAGCUGAGCAAGCUGACCAACCUCAACGUGGACCGGAACCGCCUGGAGGCCCUGCCGCCUGAGAUUGGGGGCUGCGUGGCCCUCAGCGUCCUCUCUCUGAGGGACAACCGCCUGGUUGUCCUGCCGCCGGAGCUUGCCCGCACGGCCGAGCUGCAUGUGCUGGACGUGGCCGGCAACCGCCUGCAGAGUCUGCCGUUUGCACUCACUCACCUCAACCUGAAGGCCCUGUGGCUGGCAGAGAACCAGGCGCAGCCCAUGCUUCGGUUCCAGACUGAGGACGAUGCCCAGACCGGCGAGAAGGUGCUCACCUGCUACCUGCUGCCCCAGCAGCCCCCACCCAGCCUUGAGGACCCGGAGCCGGAGCCGCGGAGCAGCCCUUCGGAGAGCUGGAGUGAUGCCCCGCUCAGCCGCGUCAGCGUCAUCCAGUUCCUGGAGGCCCCUGCGGUCGACGAAGACGCAGAGGAAGCCGCUGCCGAGAAACGGGGGCUGCAGCGUCGGGCUACGCCUCACCCCAGCGAGCUCAAGGUGAUGAAGAGGGGUGUGGAGCGCCGAAGCGAAGCUGUGUCCUGCAGGCCCGACUCCGCACAGCGCUCACCCUCACCCCCACCCUCGGAGGAGGAGAAGAGGCUGAGCACCGAGUCUGGCCUGAGUGCGGACUCGCACCUGUCUGCCAGCACGGCCUCCCAGGGUGAGCCCGAGGGCCCGCUGGCUGAGGUGGAGGGGCCGAGCCAGCAGGAAUCCACGCCAACAUCCCAGGAGGAGGUCACAGAGGAGAUCUACGAGGAGCCCACAGUGCGCUUCGCGGAGGACACGCUGCUCCUGCCCAGGGAGGACGGCGAGAGCGAGGAGGGGCAGCUGGAGGCCCCCUGGCCCGUGCCGGGUGAGCGACAGCGGCUCAUCCGCAAGGACACGCCCCACUACAAGAAGCACUUCAAGAUCUCCAAGCUGCCCCAGCCCGAGGCCGUGGUGGCCCUGCUGCAGGGGACACAGCCAGACAGCGAGGGCCCAGGAGGGUCUGGGGGCUGGCACAACGGCCCCCACGUGCCCUGGGCUCCUCGAGCCGAGGAGGAGGAGGACGAGGAGGAAGCCGAGGAGGAGGAGGAAGCGGCGGCAGGAGCCGAGGAGGCGGGCGAGAAGGAGGAGGAGAGGGAGGAGGCUGUGGCCUCUGCACCCUCUGUCAAGGGGGUGUCGUUUGACCAGGCCAAUAACCUGCUGAUAGAGCCCGCUCGCAUUGAGGAAGAAGAGCUGGCGCUCACCAUCGUGCGGCAGACGGCGGGGGGCCUGGGCAUCAGCAUCGCGGGCGGCAAGGGCUCCACCCCCUACAAGGGUGACGACGAGGGCAUAUUCAUCUCCCGGGUAUCUGAGGAGGGCCCUGCGGCUCAGGCUGGGGUCCGAGUAGGUGACAAGCUCCUCGAGGUGAACGGCGUGGCCUUGCAGGACGCCGAGCACCAGCAGGCCGUGGAGGCUCUGCGUGGGGCGGGCACCACGGUGCACAUGCGGCUAUGGCGGGAGCGUAUGGUGGAGCCCGAGAACGCGGUCACCGUCACGCCUCUGCGGCCUGAGGACGACUACAGCCCCCGAGAGCGGUGGGGAGGCGGCCCGCGCCCGCUCCAGCACCAGCCCGAGGCCCCCGGGCCCCUCCGCCAGCGCCAUGUGGCCUGCCUCGUGCGCAGCGAGAAGGGGUUGGGCUUCAGCAUCGCCGGGGGGAAAGGCUCCACACCUUACCGGGCUGGAGACCCGGGUAUCUUCAUCUCCCGCAUCGCUGAGGGGGGCGCCGCCCACCGGGCAGGCACCCUGCAGGUCGGCGAUCGCGUCCUCUCCAUCAACGGGGUGGACAUGACGGAAGCCAGGCACGACCACGCAGUCUCCCUGCUGACCGCUGCCUCUCCCACCAUCGCCCUGCUGCUGGAACGGGAGGCCGGGGGGCCACUUUCCCCCGGUCCUCCGCCACACUCCCCCCCACCCCCUGCUGCUACCACCACCACCGUGGCCACUGCCACCCCUGGGCAGCCCGGGCCGCUAAGGCUGGCCCCCAGCCUGCUGGCCGCUGCGCUGGAGGGGCCGUACCCAGUGGAGGAGAUCUGUCUGCCGCGAGCUGGGGGCCCCUUGGGGCUCAGCAUUGUUGGGGGCUCCGACCACUCCAGCCACCCAUUUGGCGUCCAGGAGCCCGGCGUGUUCAUCUCUAAGGUGCUCCCCCGGGGCCUGGCUGCACGCAGCGGCCUGCGGGUUGGGGACCGCAUCCUGGGAGUGAAUGGGCAGGAUGUGCGGGACGCCACCCACCAGGAAGCGGUCAGCGCCCUGCUCCGGCCCUGCCUGGAGCUGGUCCUGCUCGUGCGGAGGGACCCACCGCCCCCGGGCAUGCGGGAGCUCUGUAUCCAGAAGGCCCCUGGAGAGAAGCUGGGCAUCAGCAUCCGUGGGGGUGCCAAGGGCCACGCAGGGAACCCCUGUGACCCCACGGACGAGGGCAUUUUCAUCUCCAAGGUGAGCCCCACAGGAGCGGCCGGGCGAGAUGGCCGCCUGCGGGUGGGGCUGCGGCUGCUGGAGGUGAACCAGCAGAGCUUGCUGGGCCUGACGCACGGCGAAGCCGUGCAGCUGCUACGUAGCGUGGGCGACACCCUGACUGUGCUUGUCUGUGACGGCUUCGACACCAGCACUCCCGAGGUGUCCCCAGGCAUCAUCGCCAACCCCUUUGCGGCGGGCAUUGGCCGCCGGAACAGCCUGGAAAGCAUCUCCUCCAUCGACCGGGAGCUGAGCCCCGAGGGCCCCGGCAAGGAGAAGGACCUGCCUGGACAGACCCCACAGUGGGGGUCGGAGGCCGUGCGUUGGAGCCUGGAGAGCCGGAAGCUGGACUGCCGUGCCCUGGCCGCCGCACCCAGCGCCGGCAGCGUGCCGGGCGUACCGUCUGGGGCAAGCGGCGCGAAGAUGGCCGAGGCCCCCUGUUCCCCUGGCCACCAGCAGCCCCCCUCCCCGCCCUCCCCUGACGAGCUGCCCGCCAACGUGAAGCAGGCAUAUAGGACCUUCGCUGCCGUGCCCGGCCUGCACCCGCCCCUGGAGGCCCCUGCCCAGCCCCCCACGCCUGGGCCCACGGCCUCCCCGGAGCAGCUGUCCUUCCGCGAGCGGCAGAAGUACUUCGAGCUGGAGGUGCGGGUGCCCCAGACCGGGGGCCCCCCUAAGCGCGUGUCGCUGGUGGGUGCCGACGACCUGCGGAAGAUGCAGGAGGAGGAAGCCCGAAAGCUGCAACAGAAGAGGACGCAGAUGCUGCGCGAGGCGGCGGGGGACGCGGCGGACGCGGGGCGCCCGGAAGGCGAGGCCGCGGAGGACGAGGAGCCCGAGGAGGAGCCGCCCUGGGCCGGCCGGGGCCCCGCCGGAGGGCUUGGCCCCGCGUCCCCCCCGCCGCAGGGAGGCGGCGCUCCGGUGCGGACGGCUAAGGCCGAGCGGCGUCACCAGGAGCGGCUGCGCGUGCAGAGCCCGGAGCUGCCGGCGCCUGAGCGGACCCUGUCCCCGGCGGAGCGCCGCGCCCUGGAGGCCGAGAAGCGCGCGCUGUGGAGGGCGGCCAGGAUGAAGUCUCUGGAACAGGACGCUCUCCGCGCACAGAUGGUCCUCAGCAAGUCUCAGGAGGGCCGAAGCAAGCGGGGGCCUCUGGAGCGCCUGGCCGAGGCCCCCUCGCCCGCACCCACCCCGUCACCCACCCCCUUGGAAGACCUCAGCCUCCAGACCAGCACCUCCCCGGGACGCUUGGCCUUGUCUGGGAGGAAGUUUGACUACAGGGUGUUUGCAGCCCUCCCCUCUUCCAGACCUGUCUAUGACAUGCAGUCCCCGGAUUGCGCUGAGGAGUUGAGGUCCUUGGAGCCAUCGCCGAGCCCUGGUAUGCCAGAGGAGGAUGGAGAGGUGGCCAUGGUGCUUCUGGGCAGGCCUUCUCCAGGCGCCGUGGGCCCCGAGGAGGUGGCCCUGUGCAGCAGCCGCCGCGCCGUGCGGCCAGGGCGCCGGGGCCUGGGCCCGGUGCCCUCCUAGAGGGUCAGGGUACCUCCCCCGACUUGGGGUGGGGGUCCCGCCAGCUCCAACACCACCCUUGUCUCGAGUCUUUUAACCCGGCCAUUAGCAUUUUACAGAGGUCCCCUCAGGAGUUCUGGCCGCGCUAACUGCCCCCUCCCCAGCCGGGCCCUCCUGGCGAGACUGUAACUAGUGAUGUUUGUACAACCAAAGAUUCUAUUUUGUGGUUUAAGGAGAAUAAAAUUGACUACGUUUUACCUCUAGUCUGUCUGUCUGUCCACCCGCCGGCA
Messenger RNA from Kogia breviceps (pygmy sperm whale), 5292 nucleotides. The record is from RefSeq and is a predicted model, not a curated record. Lineage: Eukaryota; Metazoa; Chordata; Mammalia; Artiodactyla; Physeteridae.